This is a messenger RNA of Lactuca sativa (garden lettuce), 8439 nucleotides long. The record is from RefSeq and is a predicted model, not a curated record. Lineage: Eukaryota; Viridiplantae; Streptophyta; Magnoliopsida; Asterales; Asteraceae.
UUUGUCUAUUAUUUAGCACAGAGUAAUUCUACAUUACCAUUUACCACAUCUGUUAUCCUCACCACAGUCAAUAGUUUUUGUUAUAAAAACAUCAAAGAUACUGACUAAUCUGAAGUUGACUUUCUGAGAUAAAUGUAUACAGUAGAAGUCAAUGAUAUCAGAUAUGAGAUUAAAUUAUUUCAUUUAUUUUUGGCUAAACAGAGACAACUCUAUUACAAUAUGCAUCACAAUUGGGUUUGAUUUCUAAUAAAAAGAAGGAAAAUAAAAGAAUGAUGACAACAUGUACAUUAUAUGAGCUUGCUUGCUUGCUUAAGCACAAUAUGCAUCAUGUGACUCACCUCAAGUCUUACACACACAAAGAAGUAUUUAUGUAUGCUUGUUUUAUCAAGAACCAGAGAAAGUACAGAAAGUGUAUUGUGUACCUGUCAUUUUUGUAUCUAGAUGCCUUCAGUGAGGGUUUGAUGGUGUUUUGGACCAGCAGCGGAUUGCCAACAUUAUAUUAUAUACUAUAUACUAUUUUAAAAGUCGUGGCUUGUGGCUUCUGGUAUCUAAAUAGAUUAAAUUCGAACCACCCAUCGAUCCUUUUGAAUCCGAAUACGAUUGAAUCCGACCCACCCAUUGAUUCCCUUCUCCUGUAACCAACCAAAUUCCGGUUUCUUCACCAAAAAAUUACGACCGACAAAUCCAGAAAUGCCCAAAUCUACCCUCCAUCUCAUCGUAUCAUUGAUUCUCAUUCUCUUGCAAUCUAUAAACCCUACGUUCUCAUCGUAUCCUUGAUUCUCUUCGUCUUCCUAUCUGUAAACCCUACGUUGAAGAUUUGCAUUUACGGACUCUGUGUCCAAAUACAACCGGUAAGGAUGUUCCUAUAUCUACUGUAUUUCGUCAUUCCAUCUCAGAUUGCACUUUUUUUUUUAUCUUCAUUUCCUUCAACUGGAUCCUCGAAUGCAUUAUUUUAAUAGAAAAAUAAGAUUGUUCAGUGUGAUUUCCCAAAUAGAUUAUACGCAUCUUUUUGAUCUUCAUCUUCUUUCUUCUAGAUAUUACGCAUCCUUUUGAUCUUCAUCUCCCUUUAUCAUGCAUUUUUUGUAUCUUCAUCUUCUUUAGUCUGAAUAUUAAACAUCUUUUUGAUCUUCAUCUCCCGCUAUUUUCCUCAACCAGUAAUAGGAAUAAUCAAAUUUUUGUUCUUUAAUGACUCCCAUAUGAUAUCAAAGUCUUCCAGUGUAUAUGAACAAUUAGCAACUACAACUUUGUAACAAUUCAUCCUUCACUGAUUGCAUUAUAAUAAACAAUAAUAUUACAACAUGUAAUUGGUUGAGGACCCAAUAAGUAAUCAAAGAAGGCAAAAGCAACAAUUCUGCAUGAUGCCACUGUAUAAUCCUCACCACAUACCACCAUUUAAGAUGCACAUACAACUCCUCACUAAUAACACCCGCCAACAAAUUGUUCUUAUGUUGGACCUCAAUAACACCCCCUUCGUCCAUUGAUUUGACCACAAAAACCGAGUCUUAUGACGACCACAAAAAUCGAGUCUUAUGACGACCAGACCCAACCCAGGCCGAACCUGAAAGAAUUUUUGAAAUGGUUUGGUUUGACUGGUCAAACUUUAUUUGGUCAAAAUCAUGAGUGAAUACUCAAUUCCCUAAGAGAGAAUUUUGAUGUUAUUCUCAUAAUAGAAUUUAUGGAAUUUAUGAAGAGUUUUGAUUGAAACUUCAAUCUAUAUAAAAUCAAAAUAUUUCAAACCGUUUACAAAAUUGAAAGUUAAAGGAAGAUGAAAAUAAAUAGCACAUUCAGAAAGCAUGAGAUAAAGGACCAAACAUAAAAACUGGAAAGUGGCAUUACUUUGUAUUUUCUUUUUUAAAUGGCAGAGCACCUCAAAGUCGAAACCUAUGAUUCAAACCAAGACAAUCUCCAAUAAAACUGUUAAAAUCACAAGUGAUCAACUUUGUAUUUGAAUGACAUUGUUACAAUUUGGUAGAUUUUUUUAAGUACAAUACUAUAAUUACAGAAUUUUGAUUGCAAAUCAGCUUCAUAACUAAGGAUUGAAUCAUCUUCCUGGAUUAUUCAACAAAAGAGUGAAGUCAUUUAACGAUGACUAAGGUAUGCUUUUACCCUUUUCCUUUUGGGUGUUUUUCCCUGUUUUUGUUUACAAUAAUUUCUGUUGUGCGCGUUUUCUAUUAUUCUACUUAUCGUUGUUUCCUUAAGAAAGUUUUUUUUUUCUUUCUAUCACCAUUUGUUCUUUCUCCUUCUGCAUGAGUGUUGCCUUUUACGUUAAUGUCUUCUAACAAACGGAAAAGAAGUUCUACCUCUGUUGCGUCGACAUCGGGUCGCUCAAGGAGGAUUUCAUUUCCCAUUAAUGAUGAUGUAUUGCCCGUUUAUUAUGAUUGUGGUGAUUGCUCUUGUGUAUGCGAAUUCUGUGGUGCUUUAUUUUGGUUUACUGAAAGAGUUCUUCGAUAUUCUCGAGUUAAUCACCCAUGUUAUACUCAUUGUUGUCGAUCAGGUGAUGUUCUUCUUCCAAAUCCUAUCACUCCACCAAAUGUGUUGUCUCAGUUUUUUGAAGAUGAUAGUUUUAUGCGCAAUGUCAGAGCAUAUAAUUCCAUGCUUUCUAUGACGUCUUUUGGUGUAAAGGUGGAUGAAGAAAUUAAUAAAAGUCAUGCUCCAUACGUCUUCAAGGUAUCUGGUCAGAUUUCCCAUUGGAUUGGGUCUCUUUGUCCACAAGAUGGUGGCCCCCACAUUUUUUACAGUUAUAUAUGUGUGAUACUGAGAAUGAGGUUGUUAAUCGAAUUCAUUCUUUUCGUGAAGACAACAACGUGGUCUUAUCUGUGGAUAUUGUUGCUUGUCUAAGUGACAUGUUAACUACAAACAACGAAUAUGUGCGUACUUUUAAGACAACAAAAGAAAUUUCGCAGUCUAUGAGUUUGGAUUCGUAUGCAGUUUGUCUAUUUAACACUUCCCCCGGCUGCCGGUACUUUGGGUUGCAUCGUUUGUGGAGAUGACGUUGGUGGUGCCUCCUAUGAUGGUGUCAUAUACUCAAAUACAGUUUUACCUCAACGUAUAAGUAAAUUACAUCCAAGUUACAUGCCUUUGAUGUAUCCCCUAUUAUUUACGUACGGUGAAGCAGGUUGGUCUCCGCAAUUUCAGAUACACAAUCAAUCUUCUAGUCGGGAUAAGAACCUGACAAAUAAUAUGUUCUACAGCUAUCAAAUUCAUGAUCGUUUAAGUGUUUACUCGCUUUUAUUAUGUGGUCAGCGCCUAUUUUAGCAGUAUUUAGUUGAUGCUUAUACAUGUAUUGAACAAUCAAGGCUAGAUUACAUUGAACAUCAUCAACAACAACUUCGUUCUGAGUAUGUUACUGGCAUUUAUGAUGCUUUGUCUAGAGGUGAUACUGAUACACAAGUCAUAGGAAGGCGUGUAUUUCUCCCCGCAUCUUUCAUGGGAGGACCUAGAUACAUGUAUAAGCAUUAUCAGGAUGCGUUGGCGAUAUGUAGGGUUCAUGGUAAACCGCAAUACUUCAUUACUUUUACCUGUAAUGUAAAGUGGCCUGAGUAUAGGCGAUAUACAAGUACUGUUGGUCAAGGUAAUAUUCAAGAUAGAUCUGGCAUUAUUGCUCGAGUUUUCCGAAUUAAAGUUGAUGCUUUGGUUGACUUCUUCAAGGAAGAUAAAACUUUCGGUGAAGUUGAUGCGCAUCUUUACACUAUAGAAUUUCAGAAGUGGGGCCUUCCCCAUUGUCGUUUGCUUCUUUGGGUUGCAUCGCCGUUUAAAAUAUAUGAACCCGCGGAUGUUGACAUAUAUAUUUCAGCAGAAUUGCCCGAUCCUACAACCAAGGUUGCAUUAUAUCGGACAAUAACCACCUGCAUGUUACAUGGUCCUUGUGGUCUGUUAAAUAUGGAUGUUCCAUGUAUGCGUGAUAAUAAGUGUAGUAAGCGUUUUCCAAAAGCCUUCACUUCGUCUACAACAUUUGAUGAUAACGGAUAUGUUCAUUAUAGGCGACGCGCUGGGGUAUGUCAUGUACUCCAAAAUGGCAUAAAAGUUGAUAAUGCAUACGUAGUACUCUACAAUAAGCGAUUAUGCACCCGUAUUGAUGCACAUAUAAACGUUGAACAUUGUGGCUGGAAUAUAAUGAUAAAGUAUCUAUUCAAGUAUGUUUCAAAGGGUGUUGAUCGUGUCCGUUUUGUCCUACAGCGAUCUAAAUCGACUGUUGACAUUGCUUCUUCCAGCAAAUUGCCUUUUGUCAAUGAAACUAACACUUUUUUAGACGGUCGUUACAUAUGUACACAUGAAGCUGCCUGGAGAAUUUUAAACUUCCCAAUUCAUGAACGUAACCCAACUGUGCAAGUUUUAGCUGUUCAUUUGGAUGGUAUGCAGACAACUAUUUUUAAUGGGAAUACACAACUAAGCUUAGUGGUCAACAAUCCUACUUUCGCUGUAACAACAUUAACAGAAUGGAUGUAGAACAACCGCAUAGAUAUACGAAGGGUCAAUUUAACAUAUUUAGAUUAUCCUACAAAAUUCUGUUGGAAUGCCUCAGCUAAAAGAUGGAGCCACAGAUUUAAAGCAAAUAGCUUAUCAAUUGGGAGGCUCGCAUAUGUGCACCCAACAGCAGGAGAGUUGUUUUACCUUAGGAUUCUAUUAUGUCACCAAAAAGGGUGCAUAUCAUACGAUGAUAUUCGUACUGUACGCGGAAUAACACACUCUACUUUUCGUGCGGCUUGUGAGGCUUUGGGUUUAACCGGUGAUGAACGGGAAUGGUUAGCAGCUUUUACAGGGGCAUCUUCUUGGGCUACCGCAAGUGAACUACGGUCUCUUGUUUGUUAUUUGCUUCUAUUUUGUGAGGUAGGUAGUCCAUUUCUCUUAUGGGAAUCUGCAAAAUCCAAAAUGGGGGAUGACAUUCAUCAUGAAUUAACUUUAGAGUCUCCUACUCCCGACUUAAAUUUACACGAUGACAUUAUAGAACAACAAGUACUGUUGGAAAUUCAGAAAUUGUUACUUGCGUCUACACCAUCUAGAUCCCUUACAGAUUUUGGCUUACCUCUGCCUUCACCGUCACUCCUUGCUGUACUUAGAAAUCGACUCCUCCUUGAAGAAACAAACUACAACAAAGAAUCACUAGCUUCUCAGCAUGCGUCUAUGGUUUUACAGCCAAAACCAGAUCAACUUAGAAUAUAUGAGGAUAUUGUAAAUGCUGAACAAAACCAAAAACAACUACUAUUGUUUGUAUAUGGACACGGUGGCAACGAAAAAACAAAUCUAUGGACUACAAUACUGUCAUACUUCAUAUCUAUAGGAAAAAUAGUGCUAGCUGUCACAACCUCGGGUAUCGCAUCCCUACUACUCCCUUCAGGACGCACUGCACAUUCUAGAUUCAUAAUUCCAACAGAACUUACAGAUAGAUCAUGUUGCAAUAAUAAAAAGAAAACCCAACUUGCGGAGCUGUUGAAAAACACUUCAAUGAUUAUAUGGGAUGAAGCUCCAAUGAGUGAUCGGCGAUGCUUUGAAUCUUUGGAUCGAUCGUUGAAAGAUGUACUCGAAAAUAACAAAUGUUAUUUUGGUGGAAUGUCAAUGCUGUUAGGCGGUGAUUUCCGUCAAACACUUUCCGUUCAACCAAAAAGCACAAAUUCACAAAUUAUAGCCCUAACUUUACCUAACUCAUAUUUAUGGCCUCACUUUACCGUUUACAAGUUACACGACAAUAUGCGUCUAUCUAAUGCAGAUAAUACAACUAUUCCUUCCUAUUCCUUAUCUGAAUUUGCUUCUUAUCUCCUUGAUAUUGGAAAUGGAAAUAUUGGCGUUCCAGAUGCAACCGAUCCAGAAAACACAAAAGUUAUAGAUAUACCUCCCAAAUUUCUCAUUGACACAACGAAAGGACUUCAAUCACUUAUAGAUUUUGUAUAUGGAUGUGAAAUAUUGGCAAACCCAUCACCUGAAAAUUUAUCGAGCCAUUAUUUGUCCGACAAAUGAAACCGCAGAUAAGGUGAAUGCUUUGAUCUCAUUGAAGAAUACAGGUCAUCAAAUUGUGUAUAACAGUUGUGAUUCAGUCAUCUCGCAUACACAAGACACAAUCAAAUUAGACACGUUAUAUCCACAAGAAUAUCUUAAUAAAUUAGAAUUUUCGGGGGUUCCAACACAUGAAUUGCUUUUGAAAAUUAAUACUCCCAUCAUGCUGUUAAGGAACAUCAACCAAAAAGAAGGUUUAUGUAAUGGGACAAGACUAAUUGUCUCCCAAUUAUUACCAUCCGUUAUCGAGGCCUUUAUUAUAACUGGAACUUCUGUAGGAAAGCGGGUGUAUAUUCCAAGAAUCAAAUUUGUACACAACACUUCCGAUUUGCCUUUCAUUUUCACCCGAAAACAAUUUCCAAUCAAAGUAUGUUACGCAAUGACCAUUAAUAAAAGCCAGGGACAAUCUCUAAAGAAAGUUGGGUUAUAUUUACCACGAUCAGUUUUCACGCAUGGGAAACUAUAUGUAGCAUUGUCAAGAGCCACCUCACCACAAUCAAUUAAAAUUCUAUUGGAUCCUGAAUGUGAUAUACCCGCAAAUACCACCAGAAAUGUCGCAUUUAAAGAUUUGCUAACAAAAGUUGAUAUGCAUGAGGUUUGCAUAUCAUCCAUGAUCUUUAAAAUUUUAAAUUGUACUAAAUUGAAUUACAUACACGUCACAUAUAUCUAUACUACAUCUCUAAAUUACAAUAUGGUAGACUAUACUAACUAUAUUUCAUGUUUACACAGUCAGAAACACAUGUCACUCGAAAUGGAUAGAAUUUCAAACCUACGCACCGGAUGCUUAGGAAAAAUGAUACAGGUGCGUGUGCUGCAGAAAUGGAAGCCUAACUUCAGAAAAAACGAAACAUGGUUCAUCAUCAUAGAUAAACAUGGGGGAUGCAAUUCAAGUACUUGGACAAAGAGCCGAUCAAUCAUAUGUUGAGUCUUCACUAUUUGUCUCCCAAUGUUACCAAAUUAGUGACUAUACAUGCACUAACGUUGAUCCAUAUCAAAAAUUCAUUUCCAACCCAUUCCAAAUAAAUGUUGGGGUUGCAUCAACGAUUGAGGAAAUACCAUAUGACGGUAGCAUUCCAAAAACAAACUUCCACUUUUGUUCAAGAUCACACCUAAAUGUUAUUGCCGACAAAAAUAUCAAGUAUCCAGUGCUGAAGACAUGCCAAUAAUUUUGUGGAAGGAGUGCAUAGAAUCUGCAGACAAGUUCAACCGAAAAGAACUGACAUCACACUCUAAUCCAGUAGUCAUAGCCCUUACCAAUAUGAAAGCCACAUUGUACACAGGUCAGUUCUAGAUUUUACCUACCUGCACUGUAAUUUUUACAGUUUCCUAUUUCCAACUCAUAAUUAUCUAUUCCAAAGCAACUUUGAAACUAACAUCUACUAGCGCAACACAUAUGUGUGUAAACCCCGAGAUAGCAAAAACACGAUCUCUAAUCCACAGAUUCCAAGGACAACUACCUGCACCAUCCACCCCAUCUGCUAUAGCAACAACUUUACAACAAUUCAACAGUCUGGAACACUCUCAAACUAUGGUAAGCUACAUGACUCUUACAUUUCCUAAUAUUACUAAUUGCUACAAACAACAUAUGCUAACAAAAAAUGAAUACAUAUGUAAGGAAUAACAUAUGUGGUAAAAGCAACAAUUUCUGACUUCACUUUUAGAGAUACUUGGUAUUAUGUCUGGUGUCCCAAAUGUGCGCGAUCAAUGUUCAAGAAAGGCGACGAGUGGUUCUGUACAACUCACAGAACAGCCAAUCAACCAAAUUUCCACUACAAAAUCGCAGCAAUUAUCGCAGAUGCAACAAACUCUACAACCAUCUUCAUGUCUGAUGAAGCCACACGUUGCCUCACAAAUACAUCCAUGCAAGAAAUGCUUAACAAGCACCCCGAUGACACCAAAAAAGUUCUACCCUCAACAAUUGAACAACUUAAAGGCUCAACAAGAACUAUGUUUAUAGAGUGCAGCAAAUCAUCCAGUUCCAGCAACAUCCUUUAUACAAUCACCAAAUUAACUACGUGUGAAAUUUCAGAAAACCCAACCAUAUCACCGCUAACAACGACAGUUGCGCCAGCAACAACAGAACACACCGGAAUCAACAACAUAGACGUGACAAUGCCUAAAAAAUCACGCAAAACCGGUAAACGCCUACCACUCGGUCCUCCAGUUGAUGUUCCAAAAACCUUGACUCAGAAACACAAAAAAUACAAGGACCAAGGAUAAAACAUAAUCUCAAAUGCAACCCUCAUACCCUGCGACACAACCCACUACAUUGUUAAUAUCUUAUCUACACAUCCAAUGACAUGUAUUUAUCUUUUCAUACAUCUUUGUAUAUCAAUGAAACAAAAAAUAAGAAUGGUGUUAAACUAUGUUAAAACAAUUGUAUCGUAUGUAUAACUGACAACCCUGGUGGUAAACUAUGUUAAAACACUUGUAUCUUAUGUAUGUCACAUA